Argentina anserina (silverweed cinquefoil) is the source of this 1288-nucleotide messenger RNA. RefSeq lists its product as uncharacterized. Gene Ontology annotation, cellular component: EMC complex. Gene Ontology annotation, molecular function: protein binding. The transcript is spliced from 9 exons. NCBI's taxonomy places the organism in Eukaryota, Viridiplantae, Streptophyta, Magnoliopsida, Rosales, Rosaceae. The record is from RefSeq and is a predicted model, not a curated record. Gene Ontology annotation, biological process: protein folding in endoplasmic reticulum. The coding region runs from base 70 to 978 and encodes 302 amino acids.
UCUCUCUGUGUGAAAUUCGAAGAGAUCCGAAGGCGGCCGGCGAGGAGAGAGAAAGGGACGGCGGGAGCGAUGGUGAGCAAGACGGAGGAGGCGCAAUUGAACAGGCUGGAGAGCCAGGUGGACAACGGAGGAGGAGGAGCGUGGGAGUAUCUGUGCCUGGUGAGGAAGCUGAAGGUGCGGCGGUCGGAGAAGGUUUUGAAGUACGGCAUGUCGAUCUUGAACGACCUCAGUAAACGAUCCAGUCUUGGAGCCGAAGUAUGGACUCUAUAUGAGCAGGUUGCAGUUGCAGCCAUGGACUGCCAAAGUCUUGAUGUUGCAAAGGACCUCCUCAGGCUUUUACGAAAGGAAUUUCCAGAGAGUAAAAGAGUUGGCAAGCUGGAAGCUAUGUUGCUUGAGGCAAAGGGAUCCUGGGCAGAGGCGGAGAAGGCUUAUUCAAGCUUAUUAGAAGAUAGUCCACUUGAUCAAGUAAUACAUAAGAGAAGGGUUGCUAUGGCGAAGGCUCAAGGCGAUACUUCAGGGGCCAUUGAAUGGCUUAAUAAAUAUCUUGAAAUAUUUAUGGCCGAUAAUGAUGCUUGGAGAGAGCUGGCAGAGAUCUAUAUCUCAUUGCAAAUGUACAAGCAAGCUGCGUUCUGCUAUGAGGAGUUGAUAUUAGCACAACCUACUGUUCCCCUCUACCACUUGGCUUAUGCUGAUAUCCUUUACACACUUGGUGGAUUAGAAAACAUACAAACAGCAAAGAAAUACUACGCAUCUGUUAUAGACUUGACCGGGGGCAAGAAUAUUAGAGCACUAUUUGGUAUCAGCUUGUGUACUUCUGCCAUCGGACAGCUUGCGAAAGGAAAGAACAAGGAAGACAAGGAGACCCCAGAGCUGCAGUCACUGGUGGCAACGGCCUUGGAGAAAGACUACAAGGAAAGAGCUCCGGAGAAGCUUUCUCUGCUUACUACUGCCUUAAAAUCCUUGAAAGUUUCAUCAUAACAACUUAGUCAUUGAAGCAUCCAGCUAAGUGCCCCCACUCCAACAGCAAAAGAUGGCGAUUUGGUGCCAAAAGGCUCUGAAAUACAUGGACUUCAUAUCAUAGUUGUGUUAUAUGAUUUGUUUCCCCUAUUUGUUAUGUCCUUUUUCCAGACCCUUAGGACGCCGUAGUGGCUAACCAGGAAUGUAUGAGUAAACUUGUUUCGUUUCUCAGUUGCUUUCAUAUCUGCUCCUACCUUCCUUCUUCUGGAUUAGGAGUACAUUGCUGCUAAAUUAAAUUUUUAUACAGUUGUAGCAUGGUCCGAGCUACUCC